This is a messenger RNA of Mastomys coucha (southern multimammate mouse), 1861 nucleotides long. It is a transcript of the gene Ube2f, whose product is annotated as ubiquitin conjugating enzyme E2 F (putative). Gene Ontology annotation, biological process: protein neddylation. The transcript is spliced from 12 exons. NCBI's taxonomy places the organism in Eukaryota, Metazoa, Chordata, Mammalia, Rodentia, Muridae. Gene Ontology annotation, cellular component: nucleus. Gene Ontology annotation, molecular function: NEDD8 transferase activity. The coding region runs from base 582 to 1172 and encodes 196 amino acids. The record is from RefSeq and is a predicted model, not a curated record.
UCCUCUCGCCGGGCGCCAGGCGGGACCGCGAGGUCGGCGGCUGACGGGAAGCGCUGGGCGGGCAGCGAGCCCCGGCGGCUCUAGAGGGCCGGGCCGAGGCGGACCCCGUGCCGCCGCCCCGCAAGGUCACGGUGCGGAGCUCCGGCCGUCCGGGAGGCCGAGGCCGCGGCGGGGAGGCCGCUGCCCCUGAAGGGAGGCGGAAGGUGGACGCGGCCCGCCACGGCGACGGCGGGGAGGAGGGGCGGCCGGCCCGCCUGGCCCGGUUCGGUCCCUGAGCCGGUUCCGCGGCGUGUCACCUGGGGUGUGGCCUUCUCCUCGGCCGGCUCAGUUUCCUCGGUCUCCGGUGGGGAUUAGACCCACUCCUCGGCGCUGCCGGUGGGUCGGAGUUGCUGGAGAAGGCUUCCCGGAGGGGAUCUUGGCCUAUUUAAUUUUCUGAUUGUGUGGGCACAUUUCCAAAUUGAGACUCAGGUUCAUUCCCUCCCAUGCUAGUGAAAGUGAUACAGACGAUAGAAAUCUUUAAACACCAUGUUCUAUUGGAAGAGUCUACAGCUUACUGAAGAUUACAAGCUAGAAUCUACACCAUGCAGAGUAGAGCGAGAAGAAAGGUGGCAGUAAUGCUAACGCUGGCAAGCAAGUUGAAGCGGGAUGAUGGUCUCAGAGGAUCCCGGACAUCAGCCACCACAUCUGACUCUACUCGGAGGGUUUCUGUGAGAGACAAGUUGCUUGUUAAAGAGGUUGCAGAACUUGAAGCUAAUUUACCUUGUACAUGUAAAGUACAUUUUCCUGAUCCAAACAAGCUUCAUUGCUUUCAGCUGACUGUAAGCCCAGAUGAGGGUUACUACCAGGGUGGAAAAUUUCAGUUUGAAACUGAAGUUCCCGAUGCCUACAACAUGGUGCCUCCCAAGGUGAAAUGCUUGACUAAAAUCUGGCACCCCAACAUCACAGAAACGGGGGAAAUAUGUCUAAGUUUAUUAAGAGAACAUUCAAUUGAUGGCACUGGCUGGGCUCCCACUAGAACAUUAAAGGAUGUUGUUUGGGGAUUAAACUCUUUAUUUACUGAUCUCUUGAAUUUUGAUGAUCCACUGAAUAUCGAAGCUGCAGAGCAUCAUUUGCGGGACAAGGAGGAUUUUCGGGACAAAGUGGAUGAAUACAUCAAACGCUAUGCCAGAUGAUAAGAGGAGAGACCGCAGGUCUGAGGACUUUGUCACAGUUGUCUCUGAUGUGAAACAGCUCGAGGUAGCCCUCCUCCCCAUCCUCAUGCCCCCGUCAGCCCCUUGGGAUUGUCCCAGUCCUGCGACCAUGCUGUCCUGAAGAAGGCCCUCCUGACUGCCCACUGUAGGUGGCGAACAACAUAGACAGCAAGAAAGUGUGUCUGGGCCUCCAGAGAGCUGUCUGCUUCCCUUAACAUGUUUACUGAAACUACUGUCUAGGCUGUCCGGUGGGAUUCCUCCGAAGUUGUAAUGAACUCACCACUGAGGAUAUAGCGCUUGCUUCCUUUCCCCCAACAAUCGGUGUCCUGCACAAGUGAUGUAAUGACAUGUUCCGUGUGACUGGCAGAUUGGCAAUAAGAAACCCGCUAUAAACUGUGAUUGGAUGCACAUUCUCUUAGCUUCUUCCACGAAUGUUGACCCUACCUAGAUGUGAAGCUUCCCAGAAUGCAUAGUCAUUCACUGUAGAUCUUACUGAAAUGCGUAUUUUAUUUAAUGUAAGUAUAUUUUGGAACAGAUUUGUAAUUUGUACAAUUUGAUGCUUUAAUUAUUUUUUCUAUUCUUAUUUACUUUGUAUUCAUUGUAUAGAGCAAACACAAAGAUACUGGGUCCAGAAACUGCUGAAGAGAAAUACAAAAGAGACCAUGCUAGCA